Carassius carassius (crucian carp) is the source of this 321-nucleotide messenger RNA. Its product is annotated as mitochondrial import receptor subunit TOM40B-like. The coding region runs from base 1 to 321 and encodes 106 amino acids. Gene Ontology annotation, biological process: protein import into mitochondrial matrix. The record is from RefSeq and is a predicted model, not a curated record. Gene Ontology annotation, cellular component: mitochondrial outer membrane; mitochondrial outer membrane translocase complex. Lineage: Eukaryota; Metazoa; Chordata; Actinopteri; Cypriniformes; Cyprinidae. Gene Ontology annotation, molecular function: transmembrane protein transporter activity. The transcript is spliced from 5 exons.
AUGGUCUGCACCAUAACUAUUGAAGGUGUAACACUGGUGAUAAAUAAGACCCUCAGCAGUUUCUUCAAGACUCAACAGGCACAGUUUGUCACAUGGCAGAUUGAGACAGAAUAUAGAGGUAGUCACUUUACAGCAGCAGUCACUAUGGCCAACCCUGACAUUCUGAGGGGAUCAGUUAUCGUGGUUGCACACUUUCUUCAAAGCGUAUCCCCACAGUUGGUUCUGGGGGGAGAGCUGGUAUACCAUCGAGGUCGAGCAGAGGAAGGGGGCAUUCUUACCCUGGCAGGGCAGUACUCAGAUUCAGAUGGGAGUGGAGUUUGA